AUGUUUCUCCAGUAUUAUCUUAACGAGGAGGGAGACCGAGUCUAUACACUGAAGAAGCUUGACCCUAUGGGACAGCAGACAUGUUCAGCCCAUCCUGCACGGUUCUCCCCAGACGACAAAUACUCUCGACACCGAAUCACCAUCAAGAAACGCUUCAAGGUGCUCCUGACCCAGCAACGGCGCCCUGUCCUCUGA
Molecule: messenger RNA, 195 nt
Organism: Orycteropus afer afer
Lineage: Eukaryota; Metazoa; Chordata; Mammalia; Tubulidentata; Orycteropodidae
Source: RefSeq, a predicted model, not a curated record